AUGGCCGCGCGGGCGCAGAAGCCGGUCGGCUCUGCCGCAUGGAUCUCGACCGAAAAAGAGAACGUGACGCAGCUGGUGGAUCAGGAAAUGGAAGAAGUCGAGUAUCCAGUGCGUCAUGAGAUGGAUUGGUUGAACGAGCAUAUGUCCGAGAUCUUUUCCAACAAUCAAUUCAAUUUCACUGAAGCCUUCAAAACGCCUGGCAAACUUAGAGGCAAAACCCCUCGAACUGCACGAAAACGGGACGCCAAUGAACCCCGACUGCCUUUGAGUGAAGUCUUUUCUUCCUCCCACAAGCGCGUCGAGAACAAAUUCAACGCUAGCCCGGCAGCUCACCGGUCACCUACUAAAGCCAUUCCCCCUCCAACUUUAGCCCUCAGCCCAACCAAGACCAAAACCCAAAACCCCGCGGAAAAUGCGUCGCACCCUGAGUACCCCGACCUGAGCAAAAAUCUCAACUCUUUCCCCAAAUACAACACCGACUCGGGCUAUCAUGGCAUGCAAGAUGACGAUGAAGAGGAGGAAGAGGAGAACGGCGACGACGACGACAUGGUCCUAACCCAGGUGCAACCUGAGUCUCAGGCGUCAACACAGCCUAUUGAGAAAGAACCAACUCCAGCAAACACACAGGAGCACCGCUCGUCCCCCGCCCGUCGCACAACAGGAGGCUCGUUCCAUUCAGCACAGGAGAAUGUCCGUCAGCGUGGUGAGACGGUCGAGCCAUCCCCGAAGAAGAAUACCGACGAGCCUUCUCCUGAAUCACCGGCCAAGACCGAAGAACCGGAACAACCGACCGAUAUUUCUAGCCCAGUGCAACAACAGACUUCCGAGCCGAUAAAGGAACCGGAACCGGAACCUGCCCCGGAAACGACCACAGAGCCAGAAAUGGCGCAUGACGAGGAGCAACAGAAACUUGAUGAAGCGCAAGAUAAAGAAGAGCAGGAAAUUGAGCCGGAGCUGGAGCCGGAGUUGAAACCUGAAGACCAGGCUGCGCAAACCACUGCCAAGUCGUCCCCAGUGAAAGCCGCCGUGGAAGACCCCGUGGAGCCUCCUUCCGAGCCCCAGCAUGAGGAACAUGAAGAGCCAGAAAAUCAAAACAAUGAUGAUAAGGAUGAGAUGGCUCUCGAUGAUAAUCUCGACGACCUCGGCUCGCCUUCCGAUGGUUCAACACCCGAGCGCCCCCCGAUCCGGAAGAGCAGCUUAUCUUUCGCGUCGCUCCCUGCUCGCGAACCGUUGAUGAAGAGAAGCCUGGGCGGCACUAGGCAUUCUCGCACUAGCCACAUUGAUACUUCCAAACUAAGUGGUAUCGGUUCUAACUACCUUGGCAGACAGACGGGUGGGCAUAGAAUGACCCAGGCAGCUGCGGAUGACAACGCAUCGUUGAACGACCGAAUGGACGUCGAUGAGAACAGAGAGACAACCCGCGAUGAUGACCACGAUACGGACACUCGAGCAAGCAAACUGCACACCAAGUCGUCCACUCAGAGGCUUCACGAGAAGAUCAGCAUGCUUGGGAAGCUUCAGCCGUCGCGACCCACGAAGUCCAUCCCCUCGGCCCCCAGUUUGGCUCCUACUACGCAAGUGUCAUACCCUGAACUCCCGGCAACCAAGUUGGACACAAGACCGGAAGAGAAUAACCAGAAGUCCCACGAGGAGACGCCAGCCCCAGAACCUAUGGCAGUCGACGACGAUUGGAUCAAGCCAUUCAGCUCGCCUUACAAGACGAACAUGCCCAGACCCCAGGCGAAAGAUGUUGCGGAGAAGAAUUCGUCCCCGACUGUUGAGACGGAGCGCAGCUUCCAGAAGGACAAUGACUCUGUUUCCCAAGUCCACAGCACGAACAAUGGCGAGAAGACCAGGGCCAGCGCGAAGCAGUCAUCCGAACAAUCCCGUGAGAAAUCCUCCACGCCAGUUUACACAUCCCCGCACCGUUCUUUCCACAAGAGAAACGGAUCCUUUUCCUACAACGACUCUCUCAGGUCUACUACACCAGUCGGUUCUCCCUCGCGUCAACAGGAUGGUCCGAUCAGCGCGUCCAAAUUUCGAUUGCAAUCCAUCGUUAGAUCUGCCAAGGGUCUGUUCUCAAAUGCCGGGGGAGUGUCUGCAGCUGCCAAGGUGGAGGCUUCUUCUCCCGGUGAACCUCCCAGUGUUGUUCCUCAGCCCCGUGAGCGCGCCAACACAGUUGCUGCCAAUGAGAAGCAGCAGCAGCCUGCUCAGCCUUCUAGCCCACGACCCGAGGGCCGCAGGACUCGUAGCUCGACGGAGCAGAAGCGCAAGCAGAAGGAGCAGGAAGACCGCAAGCGUGAAGAAGAGGAAGAGGAAGAGCGAGCCGAGAGGGCUAGGCAGGAAAAGCAAGAGAAACAGCGGGCGGCACAACUAAAGGCUGCUCAAGAGAAAGCAGAGAAGGCCGCCCAGGAGAAGGCUGCUGCUGCUGCCGCUGCUGCAGAGCAAGAGGCGCGUGCUGCUCAAAACUCGACGUCCAUCACGGCCCCGACCCCUCAGAGAAUUCCUCAGAUGCAAAGGCAUACGUCAAGAGAGCCAGAAACUGCCUCUCAGGCACCUAAGCAGGGCCCUGGCCGACCUGCCAAGCCCAACCGGGACACAUUGCAGAAGCCUAAACCUCAGCCCGUGUCUAUUCGAGUCGGUAGCGCCCUCUCUCGGCAUAUACCUAUGGCGUCCAGCGUGACAGAAUCAAGCCUCCCGGCGCCCACGCCAGCUUCGGCUACGAAACAACCUGGUCUCAAGAAAAAAGCUAGCAACCAGUCCUUGCACACUGCAUCCUCAAACAGCAGUUUCAAGAGCACGGCGUCGACUCAAUCGCAGCGGAAAGCCCAGCUCGCAAGUGAAAGGAAGAAAGAACAGGAGGAGCGCGAGGCACGACGCAAGGAAGAACAGAGACGGGAGUUGGAGCGCCGACGGGCUGCCCAACAACAGGAAGAGGCACGUCGUCAGGAGAUGCGAAGCCGGGCUGAUAAUGAGCGACGGGAACGGCUUGCUGCCGAGGACCCCAAGAAGGCCGCUCAGAUGCAGGCAAUUGAAAAGCGGAGGUUGGAAAAUGCUCGGCGGUUGGAGAGACAGGGAAGCCAGCAGCCUAAUGAGAUGGCACCGUCGACAGCAUCACAAUCCGCCCAGCCUGCUCGGCCUGCGUCCCGACUUGGGUCUAUCCAGCCUUUUGGUCGUUCGAUCAACCCUCCUCAGCCUAACCCGGCCAAACCGCCCAAGCGAGGGUUGGACGAGGAAGCGAGCCACCGCCCGGCUGCAACCAAGACCAGUACCAUCCAGCCUUCAGGUGAGACCAAGCGGAGAAGAACCGAGGACGAACACAGUCCGGUUAUGCGACCCACGAUGGCACCGCCUAUCCGGCAGUCGAAUAUCCGGAAGGAAUCAAACAUUCGCAAGGAUCCUACGAAACCUUCUAUCUUCGGCCACGGGAAGCCCUCCCUGUCGCACCAGACUGGAUCGUCAAUCUUUAAGACUGCUCAGCCUCAAAGACCUGCCCACCCCAUGGACAUGGCGAAGUACACGACCGGCAAGAUCCCCUUCGCGGAACCGUCCAAUGCUCAGCAAGCUCAACAGCCUGCGCCGCACAAAACGCCUGGUGCCAGCUCGUCUCAGAAGCCACCAGCCAAGCCGUCGCCCAAGUACCCCAGCGGCGAGAACAUUCACCUCCCCGAGAUCGCCACCGACAGUGAAGACGAGGACUCGGAAGCCGAGAUGCUUCCCGUGCCGAAAUGGGCCCAGCCCAAGGAGCUCGAGAGUCUUCUUCGACAGCAGGAGGGAAUGGAAGUGGACUCUAUCUUUGGGCCCAUCGCGCCAUUCUCGCUGGAGGAUACUUUCAAGGCCGACAAGAAGAUCAAGAAAUUCCGCGAGCGAACCAGCAGUGCGAACUGGGCGGGUACCGACGCAUUGACCCAGGAAGAAAUUCGACGUGAUCUUGCGGAACGACAACGCUUGCGAUUGAAUGGGGGGUGGACUUUUGGAAAUUAA
Molecule: messenger RNA, 3984 nt
Organism: Aspergillus melleus
Lineage: Eukaryota; Fungi; Ascomycota; Eurotiomycetes; Eurotiales; Aspergillaceae
Exons: 5
Coding region: 1-3984 (1327 amino acids)
Source: RefSeq, a predicted model, not a curated record